This is a messenger RNA of Marasmius oreades (fairy-ring Marasmius), 995 nucleotides long. RefSeq lists its product as uncharacterized. Gene Ontology annotation, biological process: rRNA (guanine-N7)-methylation. Gene Ontology annotation, cellular component: nucleolus. NCBI's taxonomy places the organism in Eukaryota, Fungi, Basidiomycota, Agaricomycetes, Agaricales, Marasmiaceae. Gene Ontology annotation, molecular function: rRNA (guanine) methyltransferase activity. The record is from RefSeq and is a predicted model, not a curated record. The coding region runs from base 195 to 953 and encodes 252 amino acids. The transcript has 5 exons.
GAAUCUUUUUGCUUUAAUACCUUGACGGUAAAAAAAAAAUGUCCAGACCAGAACUCCAGGCACCUCCAGAAAUAUAUUAUGGUGAUACCGAGGCCAAAAAAUACACGAAAAAGUAUACCCUCUUCGUCAACCACGCAUUUUUCUCUCCGCUAAAGACUUAGUGAAGCACCCGGAACCAGCAAAUACAAGCGGAUAUGACAUACCGUGCUAUCGAACUGUUAAAUCUGCCACCAGAUGAGCCAGCUUUUUUAUUAGACAUUGGGUGUGGGUCUGGAUUGUCUGGAGAAAUAUUAGAUGAGGAGGGAUACGUAUGGGCGGGAGUAGACAUCGCACCUAGUAUGCUGGAGAUUGCUUUAGAACGAGAAAUUGAGGGUGACUUGUUUCUUCAAGAUAUAGGUCAGGGAUUUGGGUUUAGACCUGGAACUUUUGACGGGGCUAUAAGUAUCUCCGUGCUUCAAUGGCUCUUAAACGCAGAAACCUCCCACCCAACAUCCUCUCCCCCUCACCGCCUCACCCGUUUUUUCACAACCCUACACGCGGCCCUCCGAAACCCUUCACGAGCCGUGUUUCAGUUUUAUCCGUCUUCAGAUGACCAAGUCCAACUCAUAACGUCGAUAGCGCAAAAGGCUGGGUUCGGCGGAGGUGUGGUCAUCGAUUAUCCGAAUUCGAAUAAAGCAAAGAAAGUGUUCCUGUGUUUAUUUGUCGGAGGCGGGGGUGGGGCUCAGCAGGUGCCGAAGGGGUUGGAUGGAAAGGCCGUCGAAGAUGGGAUGGUGAGAUUUGAAAAGAGAAGAGGGAAGGAAUCAAACCGUGAUCGAGGCAAGAAGAGAAAAUCGGCCAAAGUGCAAGACCGUGACUGGAUAUUGAAAAAGAAGGAGCUAUAUCGCAAACGAGGGAAAGAGGACGUACCGAGAGACUCAAAGUAUACUGGACGUAAGCGGAAACCGGCUUUCUGAGUUGAUUACGUCCUUUUGUAUUGCUGAGAUCUACACCAAUGC